AUGUCGCUGGGCCGCUGGCCGAGGGGCAACGCCGAUUUCGGUCGGUCAGCGACCAAUACGCACGCCGCGAUUGGCUGCGGUGGCGAAGACGGCGGGGGCCGAUGUCGGGGGGCUCGGCGGCUCGCUGCGUUUGCCUCGGGCGCCCCGUUUGACUCAGUCCCUGCGACAACGGACCAGUCGAGGUCUGUGCAAAUUGCAGACUCAGAAGACCGAUCUAUGCAAUAG
Messenger RNA from Penicillium alfredii, 225 nucleotides. RefSeq lists its product as uncharacterized. The record is from RefSeq and is a predicted model, not a curated record. The coding region runs from base 1 to 225 and encodes 74 amino acids. NCBI's taxonomy places the organism in Eukaryota, Fungi, Ascomycota, Eurotiomycetes, Eurotiales, Aspergillaceae. The transcript has a single exon.